Molecule: messenger RNA, 2775 nt
Organism: Panonychus citri (citrus red mite)
Lineage: Eukaryota; Metazoa; Arthropoda; Arachnida; Trombidiformes; Tetranychidae
Exons: 1
Coding region: 93-2369 (758 amino acids)
Cellular component (GO): nucleus
Molecular function (GO): zinc ion binding; methyl-CpG binding
Source: RefSeq, a predicted model, not a curated record
AUUUAGUUUUAAGUUGAUCCUUGAGAGUGUUACUUGUUGUUAACUUUCAUCUUCCUCUCCAUCUUUAUUAUACAAUAAAUAUACAUGUUGACAUGUCUUUACCAUCGUCUGGAGAGACGAAAUAUCAGAAUUUAAGUUCAUUACCAGGACCCCAAUCACAUUCUUAUUAUCAUCUUCAUCAUCCACCAAGUGGACAUCAUCAACCCUCACCCACCUUGAUACAACAAUUACCACCGAUUCAACCUCAAGUUCAUCAUAAUCCCUCACCGGCAGUGCAUCAACAACACUCAGUGCCGACUGGACAUCAUCCCAAUUCAGUGCUGCCUCAUCACCAUGCUGUCCCUCCAUCAGUGCCACCUCAUCUUCAAACUAUCUCUCCAUCAGUGCCACCACCUCCUCCUCCACAUCAUGCUGUCCCUUCACCUCCGUUGUCAUCUCAACAACAACAACACAAUACGGGUCAUCCCCACGUAACACCUCAUGGUAUUUAUCACCCUGGACAUACACCAUGGUCACAUAAUGUUUAUCCAACGACACCUCACCCUGUCCCUGGGCCAUCACCUCUCAUGUCCCAACAACAAGCCCAACAACCUCCUCAACAACAGUUACAGUUAACUCCUCAGUCGCCCUUAUCGGCAUCUGCUCAAUCACCUGUACCUACACCUUUGAUGUCCCAACAGCAACAGCAACAACAACAACAACAACAACAACAAGUCCAACAACCUCCUCAACAACAGUUACAACUUACACCUCAAUCGCCAUUAUCGGCACCCGCUCAAUCACCUGUACCUACACCUUUGAUGUCUCAAGCACAAUUAACAUCUCAGCAGUUACAACUUACACCACAAUCACCGUUAUCGGCAUCUGCUCAAUCACCACUCGGAAUGUCCAAUGGAGAAAAAGUGACCAAAAAGAAACGCAAAAGGUGCGGUGAUUGUCCAGGAUGUUUAAAAAAGGAUAAUUGUGGUGAUUGUGGACCAUGUAAAAGUGUUAGAAGUCAUCAAAUUUGUAAAAUGAGAAAAUGUGACCAAUUAAAAACAAAGAAAGAAAAAAGUAGAGAAUCAAAUAGUGUUUUACAUCAAAUGACCAAUAAUCGUUUAAACUCUUUAAGCCAAAAUCGCCAGAGUAAAUCAAAUUCUGGUAAUAGUGGACCUAAUAAUCGAUCUGCAGUCAGUGUAGUUGGUGUUCAACAAUCAAAUCAACCAACUUAUCCUUCACAACAACUACAACAACAACAACCGCCACAACCACAGUCACAGUUACAACAACCUCAGCAACAACCACCACCACAACCCCAACAACAACAACAACAACAACAACCUCAAAUUCAACAACAGGAUCAUCAAACAGUAAAAAGUAGAUUAAGUUCAGUUCUACAUAAUCGUCAAAGUAAAAGUUGUUCGAAUAGUGGAUCAAAUAAUCGGUCUGCCGGUAGUGGAUUAGCUGUUCAACCGUCAGUCCAGCCAAGUUAUCCCUCUCAACAACAACCUCAAUUACAGCAAACACAACAACAACCACAGAUUCAACAACAGCCUCCACCUCCACCACCACCACAACAACAACAAACAUUACAGCAUCCACACUCUCAACAACAACCUCAACCACUACCACAACAACAGCAGCAGCAACAACAAUCACAACAAUCACAACAACCACCGCAACAACAACAACAACAACCUCAAAUUCAGCAGCAACAACAACAAUUAUCAGUGUCCAUGAGUUUUGUUGCAACAAAUUAUGUGAGCCCAAUCAAUCACCAAGGACCAAAUAAUAAUAAUUCAUAUAUGGACCAAGGUAACAGCGCUGGCGCUUUACCUGAUCGUGUUCAACCAACACCACCUACAACAACAACGAACUCUGAUAAUACUCCACCUUCCUAUGUCCAUAUGACAUGGACAACAUCCGAUGCUCAACAACAACAACAACAGCAACAACAACAACAACAACAACAUCAACGUAACGGUUAUGUUGUUGGUGGUGAUGAUUUAAGUAUAAGUGAUGACAUUUCAUCAACCGCCUUCGGUGGUCUUUUAAUGGACCUAAAUUCAUAUGAAUCUCAAUCAGUUCAACAUUAUUUAAGUUCACCCACAAAUCAUACUGGCCUACCACCUAUGUCAACUCUACUUCUUCCCGGUUGGUUUAAUAAUGAUCAUAAUAUGAUGAUGAAACAAAACAAUCCUUAUGGAACCGAUAUAAUACCUAAUAAUCAUCAUCAUCACCAUCACCACAUCAUGGAAACAGAUCAUCGUCAUCAUCAGGACUUAAAUUGUGAAUCAUUGGAUUGCGGUGACGAAGAGAAAGGUGAACGUGAGUACUCUCGCAGUCCAUCUACCUUGAUAUCGUUAACAACUGCAUCCCUUACACAUUGAUAAAUGAGAAACAAAUUUUUCUAUAUAAAUAUAUAAAUAUAUUAUAUCUGCCACCUUAAUGAUGAUUUCAUCAUCUACCUGUGAACACACACACGUAAACACACACACAAACACCACAUCAAAAUUUUUCACCAUUCAUGCUGAUGAUGGUGGAUGAAUGCGGAUGAUGAUCUUCCGGAUUUAUGCAACAAACAAACAAAGUGUCUGCACCAUCCCAAAGCUCUUCCCCUUCUCUCCUCUCUCUCUCUCUCUCUCUCUUAAUCUUAAUCUUUAUCUCCUUUCUUUCGCUUUCGAAAGAAUCAACAAAUCAAUUUUCUUACUAGUAAAUAUUAAAGUCUUUUUAUCAUGACAUGUCAAAGGUUAAAUGACAAAAUAAAUAUCAAUAUUAUAAAAAAGUUUAAAACAA